AUGGACACAGACGCCUCUCCCCUCGAUGCAGAACUCGCAUCCAUCAAGCUCGUCAACCAGGCCAUUGAGAAGAUAAUCCUCGCCAUCAAUGCAUCCACAGACAACACCAACCACGUCCAUGCCGCCGUCACCUCUGCAGACCAGCUUCUCUCCCUCUGGCAUCGCAUCCUCGCCAAAGCCGAAGGAUCUCAACGCUUGAUUCUAGAGGAAGGCUGGCAAGGCGCGUCAGCAGAUCUUCAAGCAGAGCGUGAAAAGGCAGAUUUAUCACUACAGGAACAACAAAGGCAAGCGGAACAACAACAGCAACAGCGGCAACAAGAGGAAGAACGACAGCGUCGCGCAGAAGAAGCCGCACAGCAAGCGGCAGAACAAGCAGCAUCUGCGCAACAAUUGGGCAGUGAUGGUGGGAGUAGCGGUUUGAGGCGUGGUGGUGCACGAGCAGGGACGCGUGGGGUCAGCGCGCGCGGUCGGGGUGCCAGUACACGCGGGAGUGGUGGUCUUGGAAGUAGUACGACGCGUCGAGAAGCUGCAGGAGCAGCUGCAGUGCCGGCACCGUCUGCGUAUGCGCAGCAAAAGCGCGUCGUCUCGUCAUCUGGAGCAAGUGGUGUGAUGGCCACGACUGCCGCUGCUGCAGCAAGAGCCGCGGCGGGCGCUGCGAGUAGUGAUGGACAAACGUCCGCACUCAAUAGGUCAACAGGCGGUCAAAGUACCCGUGGAAGAGGAGCGCCUGUUGUCAGGGGUACACGCGCAAGUCGAGGGCGUCAAGCUGCAGCAGGCCGUCAAGUAUCAGGCGAUCAGGCAUUCCGGUAG
Molecule: messenger RNA, 810 nt
Organism: Protomyces lactucae-debilis
Lineage: Eukaryota; Fungi; Ascomycota; Taphrinomycetes; Taphrinales; Protomycetaceae
Exons: 1
Coding region: 1-810 (269 amino acids)
Biological process (GO): mitotic cell cycle
Cellular component (GO): DASH complex; mitotic spindle
Source: RefSeq, a predicted model, not a curated record